Colossoma macropomum (tambaqui) is the source of this 2337-nucleotide messenger RNA. It is a transcript of the gene gpm6bb, whose product is annotated as glycoprotein M6Bb. The coding region runs from base 256 to 1107 and encodes 283 amino acids. Lineage: Eukaryota; Metazoa; Chordata; Actinopteri; Characiformes; Serrasalmidae. Gene Ontology annotation, cellular component: plasma membrane; myelin sheath. Gene Ontology annotation, molecular function: structural constituent of myelin sheath. The transcript has 7 exons. The record is from RefSeq and is a predicted model, not a curated record. Gene Ontology annotation, biological process: central nervous system myelination; axon development.
UGAAGGACCGUCUGAUUAUCAUUCACACAGCAACUCUGAGCGAACGAGGAGUGAAACAGAGAGAGAGAGAGGGAAGAGGGAGACAGUCGGGGAAAAAACAGUUCUGUGGGAGACGGAGAGAGAGAAAGGAGAAGGGAAGAGAGAGCGCAAGAAACAGAGAGUUGUGCAGAAAAAGGAGAGAGAGAGAGAGAGAGAGAGAGAGAGAUUGCAGGAGGGAGAAGUGAAGGAAUUUUUGGUGGAUGUGUUUUUCGCGCCAUGGAAACUCAGUCGGAGGAGAGCCGUGAGCUGAGCCAGGAGAAAAGAGGUUGUCUGGACUGCUGCAUUAAGUGUCUGGGGGGCGUUCCCUAUGCCUCUCUGGUGGCCACCAUCCUGUGCUUCUCCGGAGUGGCUCUGUUCUGUGGCUGUGGUCAUGUGGCCCUGACCGGAACCCUCACCAUCCUGGAGACGCACUUCUCAAAGAUCACCACUGACCAUGCCAUGCUCACCGACAUAAUCCAGCUGAUGCAGUACGUGAUCUACGGAAUCGCUUCUUUCUUCUUCCUGUACGGGAUCAUUCUGCUGGCCGAGGGUUUCUACACCACCAGCGCUGUCAAAGAGCUGCACAGCGAGUUCAAGACCACCAUCUGCGGCCGUUGUAUCAGCGCAAUGUUCGUGUUCCUGACAUACAUCCUGGGCGUUGCCUGGCUGGGGGUGUUUGGAUUUUCGGCCGUGCCGGUGUUCCUCUUCUACAACAUGUGGUCAACGUGUGCGGCCAUGCGGGCUCCUGUCACCUCUCUGCCCUCCAACGAGUCCAUCUGCGUGGACAUGCGGCAGUACGGAAUUAUCCCCUGGAAUGCCACACCAGGCGUUGCUUGCGGGUCGGCGCUGCUUGAAAUUUGUAGCUCCAGUGAGUUCUACCUGUCCUACCACCUGUACAUCGUAGCGUGUGCUGGAGCCGGAGCCACCGUCAUUGCUCUGAUCCACUACCUCAUGAUCCUCUCGGCGAAUUGGGCCUACCUAAAGGACGCGAGUCAUAUGCACGCGUACCAAGACAUCAAAUCGAAGGAGGAGCGGGAGCUGCAAGACAUCCAGUCGCGCUCCAAAGAAUGCCUCAAUUCCUACUCGUAAGGACUCAGGGUGUCCGGCCGGGAGAACAUCAGCUCCGACGAAACGAAAAACCUGCCAACAGCACUAACUAACCCUGCUCUUAACACACUAACCCUGUAACGCACCACGGCGCUUCUGUCUGCACUAACAUCCACGCAGUUUGCAGGGACUUACUUUUUCUAUCGAUUACACCAUUUUCAUAAAAAUGUCAAUUUUUUGAAUGCUCUUUUUUACUGUAGCCCUUUUUUAUGAUCCAGAAUUGCUGGUGAAACGUUGCACUAUUCAAAACACGAAGGAAGGCAGCUUGUUGAUGGGGAAAAAUCUUGGUUCACGAAUUUUAAUUUAAAAAAUUUUUUAAUUAAAACAAAAAAAAAAGUUCAUCAGAUCAACCUAAAAAAUUACUUUGUGGUACCAAGUAAAUUUGCUAGUUUUAUUCAAACUUAAUAAAUACUUUGAAUUAAUUAUUCUUUCAUCGUUAUUUUUUGAGUUGAAUAAAAUUUAAUUGCUUGUUACUGCAUGAAGUAAUUUUUUACAGUGUACUUCUGUUUUCACAUUUCCCCCAAAAAACUUUUCCAUUAAAUAAAAAAAAGUCAGCUCCAAUGCAAUGGAAUUUUGUUUUUCAUGCUGAUUUAAUUUUUGAUUUUAUUUUUUUUCCCCUUCAAAAUUAUUUUUAGCUUUACAGCUCCUCACUUUGUGUCCUCACAUGGUUUGGUAAAUACUGUGUGUGUUUGGUCCACCAGUUUUUAGCUGUUUGCAUUGUAGGUUCCCACCAACCUUCAGGCCUGUUCUUAUAGGACCUUGUUUCAAACCACCCCCCCAUUAAGAUCUCCAAACGUCUACCUCAGAAGUACCACAGUGACUGUAGAGAACCGUUUAGAGUUUUUAAGCUACGGAACAUUUGGUCUUCCAAGUGAUCUGUGAACAAAGUUAACUGAUCAUCACCACGAAUUCCAAACAAAAAUUAGUUUGUCAAGUGAAAUUAUCUUAAAUCUAGUCGACACAUCAGAUAUUUCUUGUUUUGAUGUUGCUGUGAGAAAAUUAUUUGUAACUGGCAGAUAAUUUUAGUUUGAAAGCUGUGAAAUUAUUUGAAAAUGAGAUAAAAUCACAAGUUAAAAAGUCUACAAAUAAGUUACUCUUAUUUGAUAAGAAAUAUUAGAUAUGUUGACACAAGUUAAGAUGAUCUCAUUUACUGGAAUCAUGGAACAUUCUUCACUAGUAGAACCGAAAAGAACCCUAUAAAUUCUCUAUUAA